CCCGGAAGUAGAAGCCGCCGGGGUCACGGCGGGCGGAAGGCGGAAGUGCAGCGAGACGGGGACCGGGGGGGGCAAGAGGAGGCGGCGGAGACCCCCCCCGGGCACCGGGAUCAGGGGCACUUGCGCUGCUGUGCUCCGCAGUGACCCCUCACAGAGGGUCGCUCCUGAUUCCUGGAGCCAGUGACUGAAGCAGUGGCCAGUGGAUUUCUCUUCAGGCGCUGGUGAAAGCUGCGUGCGAGGAAGUUCUGUACAGCCUUGGCUAGCACGAGCGUCAGCUUCUCACGACCGCUGUGGGGUGAGAGGGGAGUUCGCUGGCACUUGUGGGGGGAGAGCUGAACACCUGGGAUCUGGGCUACGACCGGCUGCCGAUCUCAGUGGCUCCUCUGCAAGCAGCUAUUGGGGGUCGCUGCUGUCUACGAAGGAGCUGAGGUGGGGAAAGCUCUGUCUCCCCUUCCAGGGGCCCCAGUCCGCUCUGCUCUCAGUGUGCGUCAGAAGGAUAAAGGCUACAAAAUGACAGCUGUAACUUAACCCUUGCUGGUCCAGGACGGCUCUGGGGGCAAGGCAGUGGAGAAGCAAACGUCUGGAGGAGGAGGGAUGUGUGAAACCAAACCGGAUAGUUCCUGCUGCUGGAGUGGCGAGUUCUCGGAGGGCAGGGGUGCACCAGGUGCCAGCCCUGGUGUGGAUAACGGACCCUUGUUCUCAAGUUUUGGGGAUCCGGGAAGCACUGGGCCUAACGGCAGCCAGUUCUUCCGAGAAUGCUGCGGUCCUGAAGGCCCAGAGCGUACGUCUCCAAGCCAGAGCUGGCCGAAACAGCUCCACGGAGCCACCAACGGCUUGGAACCGAUGGAGGCUCGUGGACCAGCUGCUGCUGGGACUCCUAGCGUACGUGAGACAUUGCUAGCCGAACCAUCAGCCGAGAGGCUAGGGAAGGUGGAGGAGGCCGGCCAUUCUCCCCAUCAGGGCUUUCCAGAAGGCAGCGGGCAGGGGACUGCCUGCGCCGCAGGGGAGGGUGUUGCUUGGAAUGGAAGCUGCGACCGAGUACCGAUGGGGCUGCUUGAAGAGGAUGGCUUGCACUUUACUGAGUACAGUGCCCCUGGCUCCGGUCUGUCCAGUUACGAAUGUUCCUGUAGUUGUCAGGGCGAGAGUUUGGAUCCCUCCAGGACUUAUUUGGAAAAGGGGAACUGCUCGUGUAGCAUCACCUGCCAGCGCUGGGCUUCAGAGUCCCCUGGAGCCGAGGAUGAAGCCUUUGGUCCUGAUUCAGCACCAUUGCUGCAGGGCCAGGAGGAAUACGAGGAAGAUGACGGCGUGUCCAAGGCCAGCGAGGACCCUUCCGACUCCGGCAGGACGCUCAGCGGCCGGAAGAAUGGGAGACGCCAGAGGCACCGCUCUGGCACGAAGGACAAGGAGGAGGGGAAGGAGAAUGCCAAGCGGGAGGGUAGAUCUGCGCCGGCUGGCGGGAAGCACAAGCAGGCCAGGAAGAGGAGCCAUACGGACCGGCAGCGCCACCUAAAAGCGGAGGUCCCCAAGCAGCUGGAAGAGCUGGCCUGGGUCUGUGUCUCCUGUUUCAAGAAGCUCAUCAAGCUGGUGCUGGUCAUCACCCAUGAGUGUGGCGAGUACGUGGAAGCUGGUGGGAGGCUCCUCUACUCCUGCUGCCAGCUCGAUGCCUGGGACCUGGGCUCCGCCCAAGGCAGCAUGAGGACGUGGAGCCAGCGGGCCAAGAGCAGCUCGGGGAAGGCGGCCCGGUGGCUGGGUUCCUGGGGGAACCGGCUGUGGCGGCUGCUCAAGAUGCUGGGUGCCCUGCUCUUCCUGGUGCUCAUGCUGCUCCUGGGCAGCCUGCGGCUGUGCUGGCGAGUCUCCAAGUCCCUGCUCCUUGCUGGGGCAGCUAAGCUGGGCAGAACCAGCAGCGUGGCUUGGCUCCUCUCGCUCCUGGACUCCCCCUUCCUCCGCAGAACAUGGGCUCUCUUCAAAGAAACCAGGACUUGCAAGUACGUGUCCCACUUGCUGCAAAAGUGGAGAGGGCUGCUUGGGGCAUCCAAAGGACUAAGGACCGAUGGGCUGGGAGAGGCUGUGGCUGGCCCUGAUCCUGGCACAGGGGGGCGCUACCAGCCCAGCCAGGAGGUGGCACGGCUGCUGGCCCUGGCCGACGUGCCUGAGGAAGAGCUGAACCCCUUCCAGGUGCUGGGGCUGGAGGUGACUGCUUCAGACACAGAGCUGAAGAAGGCCUAUCGUCAGCUGGCCGUGCUGGUUCAUCCUGACAAGAACGAGCAUCCGCGGGCGGAGGAAGCCUUCAAGGUGCUGCGAGCCGCCUGGGACAUCGUGAGCAACCCGGAGAAGAGGAAAGAGUACGAGAUCAAGCGGAUGGCGGAGAGCGAGCUGACCAGGUCCAUGACUGAGUUCCUCACCAAGCUGCGGGAAGACCUGAAGGAGGCCAUGAACACCAUGAUGUGCAGCAAGUGCCAGGGGAAGCACAGGAGGUUCGAGAUGGACCGAGAUCCGCUCAGCGCUCGCUACUGCGCGGAGUGUGGCAAGCUGCACCCUGCCAAGGAGGGAGACUUCUGGGCCGAAUCGAGCCUGCUGGGAUUGAAAAUCACCUACUUCGCCCUGAUGGAUGGGAAAAUCUAUGACAUCACAGAGUGGGCUGGCUGCCAGCGGGUUGGGAUCUCUCCUGACACCCAUCGCGUCCCGUAUCACAUAUCAUUUGGAUCACGGAGCUCUGGCUCGGGUGGACGCCAGAGAACUGCCUCUGAAGGCAGCCCUGCCUCGGCAGCAGACCUGCAGGACUUCUUCAACCGCAUAUUUCAGGGGACCCCAGGGCAGAUGCCCAACGGGGGCUUCUUCAGGCCACCCCAACCCCCCCAGGCAGCAGCUCCUUCUGCUUCUGCUCCUGCCCCGAAGACAGAGAGUGCAGCCCCAAAAGGGGACUCGAAGCAGAAAAGGCGGAAGAAAGUUCGCCGUCCCUUCCAGCGCUGAGGAGCGGCGUGGCCCGUGGGGGCUGCUUUGAACUUGGCCUGGCAGGAGGCCACAAGCACUGACAGGAAACGAAGCUCCUGUGUACGUUCCAGCAGGCAGCUGGGUGCGUCCCAGGCGCGAGGUCGGACACUAAAAGGGCUCUUUACAAGAAGAAGAAUCUAUUUUUUUCUUUAGAUAUUUAAAAGUAACCAGGCGUUCGGGGAGUUUCCGGCGGACGCCGUUAACUUCUAGCGUAAAGAACCAGACCCAGUGAUACCAAAGAACUCCAGCGGGGGGUGCCCUGCAGGAUCCCUGGAGACACCAGUCCUGUGUGUGGAAGGACGGUCUCUCUGCUGGGGUGGGGUGGGGUGGGGGAAGCUGGACAGAGCCAUGGAAUCUCUUCAGGGUUAAUUUAAAAAUCAGGGGAUGUUUCCUUUCCGUGAAGGCCACAGGUGGGACCCAUGGGGAGGCAGCCAUGUCCCUUCCAUCCACCUGCCCCUUGCUUCUCAUGUGUGGCUCCCCUUCAUUCCCUGCCCAUUGAAGUCUGCGUCUCGCAGCCCUCCGAGAGCUGGGGGGAGCUGUAACCCGUCAGACACAGCGCGCGAGCAGCAUCCCUUAGAACUGAGUCUCCUAAAGCUUCUGCAGCAGAGCGGCUUCUUGUCCCCGCAGCUCAUGGCCCCAGAAGUCUGGUGCCGGAGGGCAGCUUGCUCAGCUCACGGCUGCCUGGAGAAGGCUCCUAGGGGGCAGCCUGGCCUUGGCCCUGAGAGCCAAGACUGAGUCCUUGUCUAACUCUUGCAGUGUGUUCUCCACACCUGCUGCUGGAGCCAGGGCAGCUGGCAGCGCUCUCAGCGGAGCGGAGCGGGUGGGGAAGCCUGUUUCCCUGGAGAUGAAAUGAGGCAGUUGGGGGGGGGGGGUGGCGGCGGCCUUAUGUGAAAUGAGUAUAGGGUCUUUAGCUGGUUCCUUGCAGAUGUACAUCCAUGUCCCUAAAAAUUCCAGCUCCGGGGGGUGCAAAUGGGGGGUCCUCAGAGAGGGCAGCAUGAUUGUAUGCAGGAGCGCAGGGUCUGACCGGACCCCUGAGGAGGUGCAAGCUGUGCUCCCUGUGAGGCAGCUUGGACUGUUUCUACCAGAGCUUUACCCAGGCUGCAGAGCGGUGGCCCACAUCUGGCACCCUAUCCCCUCGCUCCUGGGCUCAGUUUACCUUGAGCUAAGUAGGCAGCCGUGAGCUCUAGGUUUGAAGUUGGUGGGAGGAGGCAGCAGCGUUUUAACACAGGGCCAGUCAGUCACUGGUGCGUAAUGGGUGAGUGGACAAUGUAAAGCCAGGCAGCCAACUGCUCAGUUAGAAGGGCCAGGAAGGGAGCUAAGCGUAUGAACGGCCAUACUGGGUCAGACCAAUAGUCUUGCUAGCCCAGUGUCCUGGCUUCAGCUAGUGGCAGGUGUCAAGUGUUUCUGAGGGCGCGAACAGAACAGGGCAAUCACUGAGAGAUCCAGCCUGUCUUCCCACUCCAGCAGCUGGCAGUCAGAGGUUUAAGGACACCCGGAGCGUGGGGCUGUGUCUCUGCCUAUCUUGGCUAACAGCCAUUGAUGGACCUCUCCCCUGUGAACUUAACUAAUUCUUUUUUUGAACCCAGUUAUAGUCUUGGCCUUCACCACAUCCCCUGGCAAGGAGUUCCACAGGUUGACUGUGCGUU
Messenger RNA from Mauremys mutica (yellowpond turtle), 4637 nucleotides. It is a transcript of the gene DNAJC14, whose product is annotated as DnaJ heat shock protein family (Hsp40) member C14. The coding region runs from base 595 to 2970 and encodes 791 amino acids. The transcript has 8 exons. NCBI's taxonomy places the organism in Eukaryota, Metazoa, Chordata, Testudines, Geoemydidae. Gene Ontology annotation, molecular function: dopamine receptor binding. The record is from RefSeq and is a predicted model, not a curated record.